AUGUCGCGCCUUUUCGAUCCGAUGGGGUUAGUCGGAGCAGCUAUCGUCAGCGCGAAGAUCCUUCUGCAAUUAAUGUGGUCGAAAAACUUUGACUGGAACCAAGAAGUUCCAAAAGAAUUUCAAGAUUGGUGGAUCCAAUAUCGGUCCGAGAUUCAGACACUCGCUGUUUUAAAAAUUCCUCGCCGUGUUAUGGUGGAUAAUCCUCGGGUACUUGAAUUUCACAUCUUUUCAGACGCAUCCGACAAGGCCUAUGGAUGUUGCGUCUAUCUCAAAUCUAUCAAUUCAAUGGGAGAACGCAAAUGCAAUUUACUCAUUUCAAAGUCUCGCGUCAGUCCACUCAGCAAACUAUCAACUCCUCGGCUCGAGCUUUGUGCCGCUGUGCUCGCUGCGCAACUGGCCGAGUUUGUACUGGACGCCACAAAGAUUAAUUGCCCAGUAACGUACUGGACGGAUUCGACAAUAGUACUUCACUGGCUGGCAUCGUCAUCGUCUUCGUGGAAAGUGUUUGUGUCGAAUAGAAUCGCCGAAAUACAUCGGCUCACCCGAGGUAGUAUUUGGCGCCACGUUCCAACCACCGAUAACCCUGCUGAUCGAGUCUCACGAGGCAUUCUCCCAUCUCGCUUAAUUGAUGACGAUUUGUGGUGGCAUGGACCUCCGUUCCUACUCGAGGAUGAGUCAAGCUGGCCGCCGAACAAUAUAGCGCUCUCGCCGUUACACUUACAGGCUCGAGAGACAGAAGCCAGACAAAUAGUGUCCAUGAUAACCACCAUUACAACUUCAUUGCUUUCGGAAUUGAUCGAACGACACUCUCUUCUUUCUCCUCUGCUACGCAAGGUCGCUUGGAUUCACCAAUUUAGUCACAACGCCCGCGCGAGAGAAGCCCGAAAUCACCAUCGUGGCCCACUUACUGCCACAGAGAUUGAUAUCGCAUUGAAAACUUUGAUUAAAGUCGCUCAAAAGGAAUACUUUUCGCUAGAAAUCGAUUUUCUAAGGAAACAUCAAGGUCCUGCACGAAAGGAAAUGACAUUUAAAUCGCCGUUGAAAAAGCUUAAUCCUUUCCUCGAUUCAGAAGGUUUGCUGAGGAUAUUUGGACGUCUACAAAAUCUGGAUGCUCCUUUCGAUACAAAAUAUCCCAUAAUUCUUCCAUCGAAAGCGCAUCUAACGUUCCUGAUUGCGAAGGCGACCCACUUUAGAAUGCUGCAUAGCGGACCUCAACUACUACUAGCCACCUUGAGACAGCGUUUUUGGCCAAUCAGAGGACGAGACCUCGCUACGAAGAUCGUCAGAGAGUGCAUGGUUUGUUUUCGAUGUAAACCCAAAAGCAUCUGCCAGAUCAUGGGACCACUACCAGCUGUUCGUCUUACGCCUUCGCGUCCGUUCGUUAGUAGUGGCGUCGACUAUUGCGGACCGUUUUCUGUUCGUCCACCGAACCGUCGAGGUUCGUCAAUGAAAAUAUUCGUCGCAAUUUUCAUUUGUAUGUGGUCGAAAGCAGUGUAUAUUGACAUGGUCUACAGUCUCACGACUACCGCCUUCGUGAACGUUCUUAUUCGUUUCUUGUCGCGGCACGGUAGUGUAGCUCAUAUUUAUUGCGAUAACGCGCGGACGUUCGUCGGAGCAAACCGCGUGCUCCAGGAAUAUCGUCGCGAGUUCAACGCGAUGCAUUGCUCCGAGAAACUCGCUUCGCAUUGUGCUGACAAUGGAAUAACCUUUCAUUUCAACCCUGCACGAUCACCCCACUUUGGAGGCCUAUGGGAGGCCUCCGUCAAGACCUUCAAAUAUCACCUCUACUGUAUAAUGAAGGAUUCGCUGCUGAUCAUCGAUGACUUCCACACGCUCAUCACCCAGAUACAAGGAGUGAUGAACUCUCGUCCGUUGAUGCCCUUGUCCUCCGAUCCGGCGGACGUGAUUGCCCUAACGCCUGCGCACUUUCUUGUGGGAGAGCCAAUCAAUUCGCUCCCGCAACCAGCUUUGUGUGACUUUCCUGACAACCGUCUUAACUCAUUCCAGACAAUGCAGAAACGUUUCCAGCACUUCUGGAAGGCUUGGUCGCGCGACUACAUCGGCCAACUACAGAACCGCCAGAAAUGGCCAGUGGUCCAUCCUGAUGUCGACGUAGGCACACUCGUUCUGCUGAAGAAGGAGUCAACACCACCCAUGAAAUGGAACCUUGGACGGGUGGAACAAAUUUUCCCAGGAAAAGACGGACACGUGCGUGUGGUCCAGGUCCGGACCGCACAAGGUACUUACCGACGAGCCAUUACAGAGGUGUGCCCACUCCCUAUCGAGCAGCCUCGCACCCAAGACAUCAGCGCUACCGUUCCUGCAGAUGCACCACCGACCACCCACUAA
Messenger RNA from Toxorhynchites rutilus septentrionalis, 2349 nucleotides. RefSeq lists its product as uncharacterized. The transcript has a single exon. NCBI's taxonomy places the organism in Eukaryota, Metazoa, Arthropoda, Insecta, Diptera, Culicidae. Gene Ontology annotation, molecular function: nucleic acid binding. Gene Ontology annotation, biological process: DNA integration. Bases 1 to 2349 code for a protein of 782 amino acids. The record is from RefSeq and is a predicted model, not a curated record.